Trichophyton benhamiae CBS 112371 is the source of this 642-nucleotide messenger RNA. RefSeq lists its product as uncharacterized. Bases 1 to 642 code for a protein of 213 amino acids. Lineage: Eukaryota; Fungi; Ascomycota; Eurotiomycetes; Onygenales; Arthrodermataceae. The transcript has 2 exons. The record is from RefSeq and is a predicted model, not a curated record.
AUGCCAUUAUUCCCCAUGACCUCAGACAAAGGGCGAGAUAUAACCCAAGACCAGAAAUAUAUACCCACAUCCCGCCCGCAGCCCAAGAACCCGCCAGCGUCGAUACAAAUAAAAAACAGACGCAAGCGAUAUCUAGAGCUACAUCCCGAAUACUUCUCCCCAGCACUAGAACUAGCAGACCCCCUUCUCUAUGACCGUCUAAUACGCCGGUUCCAGACGGCGAGCGAGCGCGAAGCCGAAGGCCGGCUAAAAGGCCACUCCGGCACUCUCGAAGCAGAUCUAGAACGCGCAGAAGCCAAAAUGGAAGCUCUUGCCAACCCCGACCCGGACUCACUAUUAUCGUACAGCCGUGGGCCGAACGGUGAGAUUCUAGCCGAAGACGCAGAUGAGAUACCCUCUUCCAAAGCCGAGGGGCAAGAGCGAUGGCGGUACGAGAUGGAAAUGAGAUUCGUGAAGGGUGCAGACGACCAGUUUGAGUAUGGCGUUGUAGAUGAGUGUGAGGAGUACGAUGAUCUGAGCGAGGAGCAAGAACGGUAUUUCGACGAGGAGGAGCCGGAGUGGAUUGUUGAUGAUGAGGGGGAAGAAGAAGGAGGAGGAGGAGACAGGGAGUUGAAGGGGGAGACGGGGGUUCAGGAUUUUUAG